AUGACGGCUGCUCAGGAUAAAUCCAGAGUUUAUGAAGCUCUGAAACUAGAUGCAGACAUCGCUCUACCGCCCAUUCUCCCACUUUUUGUACCAAAAUUUAACUUAACCAUUGAAAGGGCUCAAGAAAUAGUGGACCAAAUGCAGGUGAUGCCACUACCACCAACCCCACCUCCAGAGCCAACCAAACAAAUGCCAGUUGAUCGGGAGUUCAUUGAUCUUCUGCAUGAAUUGAGGCCUACUCCGUUUUUGUGGCCAAAACCUGCCGAUUAUAUAAUGUCAGAAGAAGACCAGAAACUAUGGAAUGCCACAAGAAUGAGAGAAUAUCGAAGAAAAUCCAAUGAAUUAAUUGAAAGAAGUAAAGAAAUGUUGAAUGGGUUGAAAGCUCAGUGUACGAUAAAUACGGUAAUUCUAAAGAAUCUAUUGGAUAAGAAUACAGUAGAAGAAGAAGUGAAACGAAAAGCAUCACAGUUUUUGCGUAUCAGUCAGGACAGUCUAAUGUUGAUUCCAGAGAUUUUGCAGUUGUUCCAACAAUACUGGCGACAUAGAGAGAAAGCUGCAGAAUCUCACUUUGAAAUGAAAUCACUCGUAUAUUUGGAAAAAGUUUUCAAGCUCAUGAAUGAUUAUGAGAUCCGCAAAGCUAACAAAGCACGAUCUCGAUCUCUGACUCAAAUGAUGAAGAAGAUCAAAGAUGCAACGUUGAAAGCUGAAGCUUAUGAGUUUUUCAUGGUCAGUCAACCAGCUCCACAUUAUUCGCAUUACUUAGUUAUUGUAGGAUAA
Molecule: messenger RNA, 777 nt
Organism: Caenorhabditis briggsae
Lineage: Eukaryota; Metazoa; Nematoda; Chromadorea; Rhabditida; Rhabditidae
Exons: 6
Coding region: 1-777 (258 amino acids)
Source: RefSeq, a predicted model, not a curated record